AUGGGCCCUGAAAACCAUAAUGAUGACGCCGAAAACGGCGCGCUACUUGAUGAACAGCCUGCCUGGCAGUACGAAGAGAGAGAUGAUGGACCUGAAGCAUCUACACCCGGGGGAUCGGAUAUGCAUGUGCAGUCUGGGUCAUCAGACGCGGGAGAUAGUCAAUCUCCUCUCCCAGUCUGGCUGCGCGAGUCAUCAAAGUCUUUUCACUGGAGAUGGGUGCCUGUCCGCGUUCGACAAGCUGCUCGAGCGGUCGUAGCCUGGUCUAAAGGGCCUGAUCCGCCUCAAUUACAGAAGAUCACGCCCUUCUUCCCGUGGAUACAAGAAUCACUGGCAAGGUUCAUUGCUAAUCACCUACCGAAGCAAAGACAUAAGGCUGCUCUACUAGCCUUUUUCUACUUCUGCUGGCUCUUGACCUUCAUUCUGGUGCUCAACCACUCUGCACAAGCUGGCAACAUCGAAGGUUACGGCAAACCGCAACCGAUCUGGUGCGGAGCAAGCUUCUGGAAUCCCGGUAACAGCUGUGGCUUGAACGGAAACAGAUGUCGCCCUUUUGACAAUGCUACCCUCGCCUUUAGAUGUCCUGCCAAUUGUAAGGCUGUGAAGGUGCUAAACCCACAUGCGGUGGGUGACCAGGAGAUUAACUACCAGCCGUAUGUGAUUGGCGGACCAACAAGGAGAAAAGAGAACUUCACUAUUCCAGACACUGUCUAUCGCGGUGACUCGUUUAUAUGUCAAGCAGCCAUACAUGCGGGUCUCGUUGGCAAUGAUAAUGGUGGGUGUGGUGUCGCUCUUCUCUCCGGCCCGCAAAGUAAUUUCACAUCCACAAAACGGCAUGGGAUUCAGAGCAUUGGAUUUGAUUCAAGCUUUCCAAAAUCCUUUACGUUCAUCUCCGGACUCUCAUCGCAGUGCGUAAGGGACCUGCGUUGGCCGCUCCUCGCCGUCACUUGCGGGUUCACUACCAUCCUAUCCCUCUGCACGACUUCCCCGCCUGUCUUCUUCUGCUCGAUAUUCACCAUGCUCUUUUUCCACGUCGGACUUGUCUCAGAUCCGCCAAACCACUCUGAUUAUGCCUCGCUCACGUCACUUGUCAUUGGCCGUUUUCUACCAGCAGCGUUCGUGGCAUUCGUCAUAUACCGCUUUUCCGUCAAACCCCAACAGACGGGCCUGACAGCCAACAUCGAGAGAACAGUCCUGUGGCUUGGUGGAGCGUGGGUGGGCGGUCUCAACAACUACACAUUCGCCUUCAUUCCUCUACAACGCCUAACUCCACACGACCUCAAAGUGCAGGCUGGAGCAAAACUUGCUUUGGUCCUGGUCGUACUCCUAAUUUUUACCAUUGCGCUUGGCCAGGUCUGGUAUCUCCGGCUCGAAGGACGCUUCCCUCGCUACCUAGCCAUCUACUCCAUUUUCGUGGCUUUCCUACUCCUCUGUGUCGCUCUACCUCCUCUCAAUCUUCGCAUUCAUCACUAUGUACUGGCCCUCCUACUGCUGCCGGGUACGCGUCCGCAGACAAGGCCAGGCUUGCUCUAUCAGGGUAUUCUCGUAGGCUUGUUCAUCAACGGCGUCGCUCGCUGGGGUUUUGAUUCCAUAUUGCAGACAACGGUGGAUCUACGUGGGGACGGACAGUUGGGUUCGCUUCUGCCGGACAUCACAGCGCCAGUACUUGGUUCAUCCAACAUCACUUUCUUAUGGAGCCGGCCCCCGCAUCCGUAUGAUGGUGUCAGCGUGCUUGUGAAUGAUGUCGAAAGGCAUCGGUGGUACUAUGGCGAAGGAGACCCUUCGCAUACGUUCUACAGGAACGAUGAGAUGGAGAAAGAGUACUUCAGGUUUGGAUACAUGAGUGGAAGCGAGACCGGGGAUUUUACCAAAGCAGGCGUAUGGGAAACAGACGGCGGUUUCAAGGAGAUGGAGCCGGGGCCAAGUAAAUAA
This is a messenger RNA of Letharia columbiana, 1929 nucleotides long. RefSeq lists its product as uncharacterized. Bases 1 to 1929 code for a protein of 642 amino acids. The transcript has 2 exons. The record is from RefSeq and is a predicted model, not a curated record. NCBI's taxonomy places the organism in Eukaryota, Fungi, Ascomycota, Lecanoromycetes, Lecanorales, Parmeliaceae.